Pseudogymnoascus verrucosus is the source of this 2891-nucleotide messenger RNA. RefSeq lists its product as uncharacterized. Gene Ontology annotation, molecular function: cysteine-type deubiquitinase activity; protein binding; zinc ion binding. The record is from RefSeq and is a predicted model, not a curated record. The coding region runs from base 233 to 2587 and encodes 784 amino acids. Gene Ontology annotation, biological process: protein deubiquitination. The transcript has 4 exons. Lineage: Eukaryota; Fungi; Ascomycota; Leotiomycetes; Thelebolales; Thelebolaceae.
CUCUUCGUCAUCCCGCUAUUUUGUCAUGUUUGCUCAAGUUUAGACAUCUUUGUCUGGACAACACCAACAGCUCCCCUCGAUAGCACCAAGCUCAUCAUCCACUACAAACCCCGAAACACUUUAUUAUGGACGUCUAAUUGUCUCAAGUUCUUGUGAAUCCCGAAAGCCACAAUACUGUAAUCUUCCACAACCUCGUUCUUUCUCCAUACACUCGCUCCAGGCACAAGACAACAUGGCGUGUAAACAUCUCGAAUCUUUGGAGCUGCGCCCGCCAGGCCCAAAUCAAGCUGUCUACCGUGAAGACUGCACGCAGUGCUUUGAUUCUAUUGAUGACUCGACGGGGCUAGAUGUUUGCCUCUAUUGCUUCAAUGGGGGGUGCACCGGCGACAGGAACCAUAGCAAGCUCCAUUAUGCCAGGUCACAGCACCCCCUCGUUCUCAACAUCCGCCGGACCAAGCGAGUAAUUGUUCGAGAUGAACCCAGGCAAAAGAUGUCGAAGCUCGCCAUAACCGCAGAAACAGAAGCCGAUCGUUUUGAUACCCAUUUGGUUGUUCGCUGCUACGAAUGCGGGAUUGCUGAUGUGGAUACAACUUCAGCCCUGAUCGCAUCGGUUGUCGGUGGAGUCAUGAAGGCAAACACAUUUUCUAGACAAGAAGAAGUCAAAGCAUGGGAACAGGAAAUCACGUCUUGCGAGCAUGUCCUUACGCUCGCCCAGGAACCGGCACGAGCGAUCGAGUCUCAAAACCUUGGCCACUGCUCAAUGUGCAACUUGCAGGAAAACCUUUGGUUAUGUCUCCAGUGUGGGAACUUGGGUUGUGGCCGAUCCCAGUUUGGCGGGGUUGGCGGGCAGUCUCACGGCUUGGCACACGCCGAUGCAUCGCACCACGCUGUUGCCGUCAAGCUGGGAUCAAUCACCCCUGAAGGCACGGCCGACGUGUACUGUUACCAGUGCGACGAGGAGAGAGUCGAUGAGCAUCUCGGGAAGCAUCUAGCCCACUGGGGCAUCAUUCUUGCUGAGCGCCAGAAGACAGAAAAGAGUCUCACGGAAAUGCAGAUUGAGCAGAAUCUUAGGUGGGAAUUUUCAAUGACCACCGAGGACGGCAAGGAGCUCAAGCCAUUAUUUGGACCUGGUCUAACGGGUCUCAUGAACCUUGGCAACAGCUGCUAUUUGGCCAGUACAGCCCAAUGCCUCUUCUCGCUGCCUCAGUUUCAAAAACGAUACUUCCACCCCAAUGAAGCACCCUCACAAGUUCAGGAGCCGGCACAAGACCUUGAGACCCAAUUGCGAAAGAUCGCCGAUGGCCUUCUCUCUGGCAGAUACUCAAAGCCCGAUUCAGACGUCAUUGCAUCGGAGUACUCGGCAGAGAUUCCUUGUCAAAAAGGCCUCGCCCCAGCAAUGCUGAAACAUCUAGUUGGUCGUGGGCACGUCGAGUUUUCAACAAUGCGCCAGCAGGAUGCCUUUGAGUUCCUGCUGCAUCUCUUCAAGCUCAUCAAUCGAUCUCAGCAUCCGCCCGCAUUAGGCGACCCAACAGAUGCAUUCCGAUUCGUCAUGGAGCAGCGACUGCAAUGCCUGUCAUGUAAAAAAGUUAGGUACAGCACGGAAGAGCAGGAUAACAUUUCGGUCCCACUUCCUGUCCGAAAGAUUGAGCGGAAAGCCGGUGAAGAACCAUCUGCAUCUGCAGGGGAAUACGAGCCUGUCACGUUCAAGGAAUGCCUGGACAGCUUUACUGCAGAGGAGGUUGUCGAAUUAACCUGUGUCUCCUGUGGAAGCAAGGACGGCUUUACCAAAAGAUCCCUUUUCAAAACGUUCCCCGCCGUCCUAGCCGUCAACGCUCGGCGAAUCAUGGCCGUAAACUGGGUGCCGACGAAGGUGGACGUCCCAGUUAUCGUCGGCGAUGAUCCUAUCACCCUAGAUAGCUACAAGUCGCUCGGGAAACAAGACACGGAGGAGCUCAUGCCGGAAGAUGCAGCAAGCGCCCAACCAUCCUUCACCGCAAACCCAGAAGCUCUCGCAAACCUGGAGCAGAUGGGAUUCCCCGCCGCUCGCUGCGAGAAGGCGUUGCAUGCGACUGGCAACACUGACGCGAACGCAGCUAUGGAAUGGCUAUUUGCUCAUAUGGAGGACCCCGAUAUCGACGAGCCGCUGGUUCUUGCGAGCUCUGCUGGACCAGCAGCCCCUGUGGAUGCGGAGAAACUCGAAAACCUUGGCAAUAUGGGGUUCAGCCCAAAUCACGCCCGUAAAGCUCUGAAGGAAACUGGGGGCGACAUGGAGCGAGCUGUUGACUGGCUCUUUAGUCACCCGGAUGACCAGGGCGAUGCUGAUGAGGGUGGACAGGCUGCGGAUACGGGUCGCUCGAAUGAGACGCCUGGUUCUGACGCUUUGCCUGCUAGGUUUGAGCUCCAGUCGAUUAUCUGCCAUAAGGGGGGCAGCAUCCACGCUGGUCAUUAUGUGGCCUUCAUUAGGCGGCAGCUUGAACAGGAGAAGGCCAAGUCAUGGGUCCUCUUCAACGAUGAGAAGGUUGUCGAGGCGGACAAUAUGGAGGAGGUGAAGAAAUUCGCCUAUGUAUAUUUCUUGGAGCGCUUGUAGCUAUCUCCUGGGAGGUUUAGUUACCAAACGUCAGCGUAAACUGCGCUUCUGCUGGGGAUGCUACUUGACUAGAAUAUGAUAAGCUAUUGGCCCAUGAGUGUAUUAUUCUGACGGGGCGGUUGAUUCUGUCAUCAAGAGGAAGUGAUGUUUGGUCUUGCUACGUGAUAAGAUACUAAAACUAUUGCUAAUACCACAAUUAAACGAAGAUACUCGAUUGCGACAGCCUGUAGCACAGGGGCUAUGGUUGUAACAUCCAGUCCAAUUUUACCAUUUAAAUAAUAUUGUCUUCACAAGUUCAAAUAAG